Messenger RNA from Dreissena polymorpha, 2750 nucleotides. Its product is annotated as scavenger receptor cysteine-rich domain superfamily protein-like. The transcript has 16 exons. The record is from RefSeq and is a predicted model, not a curated record. Lineage: Eukaryota; Metazoa; Mollusca; Bivalvia; Myida; Dreissenidae. Gene Ontology annotation, cellular component: membrane. Bases 79 to 2691 code for a protein of 870 amino acids.
GAAUGUGCGGAUUAACAUUGGGAUAAAGUGUAAAAUCGCUACUCGGACUUCAUUGGUAAUUGUAUCAACAUAGCAAAUAUGGAAUCUAGGAAAUCCAUGUUUCAGCUCGCAUCCUUGGCCGUUGGACUGUUUGCCUUUCUCGACAGUAUAUCAACAAUAACCUCUAGCGAUGUGGAAGUCGUCCGUGCUCGCCUCGUGGGUGGUCACACCAAUUCGACGGGCCGCGUAGAGGUGUCGCGUAACGGAAGUGUCUGGGGCACGGUAUGCGACUGGAACUGGACGGACAAGGAGGCGACUGUCGUCUGCAGGCAACUCGGCUACAAGUGGGGAGAGGCGUUCAAUUGGGCUGCGUUCGGCGAGGGCGACGGCGAGGGCGAUGGCGAGAUGUUCUUGAACAACGUGAGAUGCACAGGAACCGAGAAAAACAUCGAUGAGUGUCUGCACUGGGUAUGGGGAGAACACAGAUGUGGGCCUAACGAAACCGCCGGUGUCGCCUGCUACAACAAACCAGUGGAAGUCGUUCGCGCUCGCCUCGUUGGUGGCCAAACAAAUACGACGGGCCGCGUAGAAGUGUCGCGUAACGGAAGUGUCUGGGGCACUGUCUGCUACGACAGAUGGACAGACAGGGAGGCGCAUGUCGUCUGCAGGCAGCUAGGCUACAAGUGGGGAGAGUUGUUAAGGUGGGAUGCGUUCGGCAAGAAUUGGGAUGCAUUCGGCGGCGACGGCGCGAUGUUCUUGUACGCCGUGCAGUGCAACGGCACAGAGGAAAACAUCGACCAAUGUCAGCAUCCCGGCUGGGGCAAAGUCCACUGUCAAACAACAAAAGUGGGUGCCAGUGUCACUUGCUUCUCCAAACCAGUGCGUUUAUCUAGGGGUGACAAUUCUCACGGUGUUGUUGAGAUCAUGGAGGACAAAUGGUCGGUGUUGUGCGGUGAAGGAUUUGGCAACAAGCUGGCGCAGAUAGUCUGCUUCGAACUCGGAUUUCAGAAUGGAAUAGCGCUAGCAAUGGGUUCGUUUAAUGAUAUUCCAACAACGUAUGUUCGAUCAAAUAUAACGUGUGUCGGAAAUGAGUCCAGCAUUCUCAAUUGCACAUAUGACAAGUUCCGCGCUUGCCAAGAAGACAAGUUUCUUAACUAUGCCGUUGUGUCAUGUUUAAACGGUUCUUUGUCCAAGGAGCCGAAGCUGAAGUUAGAGGGCAGUGAAGAAACGGACAUGGCCAACCAAAUGGGCCGCGUGCUCAUCAAGCGAUACGGUAUCUGGGGCCGCGUUUGCCCAGACUUCUGGAACGACAAGGACGCCGACGUUGUGUGUCGCCACCUCGGCUUCACAGGCGGAGUGGCCUACACGUAUACUUUUUCAGGUUAUGGUCUCUACACGCUGGGGAUAGUUGGUUGCCAUGGUAAUGAAUCGACGCUGUUUGACUGCCCUGUGAGUCCAGUACGGUGUGACGGUCAGGUGUCCUUCGGGGAUGCAGGCGUGCUUUGCUACACUGUCAAGAAGCCUGCGUUGCGCAUGGUUGGCUCAGGCAACACGGGUCACCUGGAGAUCAUAUUUGACUCUUUUACCGGAGCCAUCUGUGACAUUGACUUGCGCGUUGCCAUGGUGGCAUGCAAACAGCUGGGCUUCCUGGAUGGGGAACCAAGAAGUUCUCUUCUAUCAUCGAUCGGUGCAACGGCUGUUAUAUCAUCAACGGAUUGCGGUGGAUCUGAGUUCUCAAUUUUUAUGUGUCGAAACUCCGGCUGGCAGAAAAACAUCAACGAAACAUGCAACGACGCACACAGAAUUGCUGGUGUCGUCUGCUACACUAAUGUACGAAUAUCCGAUGGGCAAGAAGACGAGAACACGACGGAAGGAAAAGUGAAGAUGUAUCACCAUGGAGGCUGGGUCACAGUCUGCGCCGACGGGUUUCACGACAGUGACGCCCGUCUGGUGUGCAGGGAACUGGGUUUUCCCUACAGCAAGGCUCUUGAACCAGGUUCGUUUGGAAGGGAAUACUACUCGGACUUUGUAACUGACUUCAACUGUACAGGGAGUGAACUUUCUAUAGCCCUGUGUCCAUUCAAUGCGUCGGGUGAAUGUGUUGACAAAUCAUCAAACUAUGCCUCUGUCAUUUGCUCAAAGUUCCCCAUCGGUAACAAUGAAAUGUACAUCUUGCCCUUCGAUUCAUUCCCUGCAACUGUGGUUGUCAAGAAACAUGGAAUGAAUGGCACGAUCUGCGCAGAAGGCUGGGACCAUAAAGACGCCGGUGUCUUGUGUCGACAGCUCGGAUAUUCUGGGGGAGGCCUGUCGUUUGAACCACAGUACUCAGGCUCCAAUACCCCUAUCUGGAUGACCAAUGUAGAUUGCCACGGUAACGAAACACGUAUCCAGUACUGCCGGUUUCUGGAAACUUCUACCAGGGGCUGCCUUUCCAAUCAGAUGGCAGCUAGGGUGUACUGUUUUGAGGGCCCAGGUAUUUCAGGAAUCCAAGUGAGACUUGUGAACGGAAGUGAGCCAUCCAACGGCAGAGUAGAAAUUUUGUACGGUGGAACGUGGGGCACAUACUGUGUUUCGAAAUAUCGAGGGUGGAAUAGUGGAGCUAGGGUGGUAUGUCAGCAGCUUGGGUUCACAGACGGACAGCCAACAAACUCGUUCUAUGGGGCUGGGACAGGUGAGAUUCUUAGAAAUAUAUUCCUGGAGAUUCUAUCUUAACUGAGCAUGAUUUGCUCAUGGUUAGCUUUUGUGGUUAGCCGUUGUCCUUUGUCCGUCGU